This is a messenger RNA of Paramuricea clavata, 1396 nucleotides long. NCBI's taxonomy places the organism in Eukaryota, Metazoa, Cnidaria, Anthozoa, Malacalcyonacea, Plexauridae. The record is from the annotation of a GenBank genome assembly.
AUGACAAAUUGCUUAUAUGUUUCAGAACCGUCGUUCUCCGUGUUGUUUCCACGUCAUAGUAUCGAGGACUAUGUGGAAGUAGAUGACCCUGAUUUGCCAGAGUUGAGCGCUUUCUCGAUCUGUGCCUGGGCGAAGUUUGUCAAGAAUGGAGACGGCACUAUAUUGUCUUAUGCUGUCCCUACCGAGGACAAUGAGAUUGCUAUCUGGUGUUAUACAACUAAAGUUAGGUUUUCUCUCAAAGAUGGUUGGACAACGUAAGAUUGUGUGCGAACUAGCAUAAUAGUUAAUACGAAAUUAAUCUCAAACAGUCUGCUCAGGACGUUCACCUCCCCUAUAGGCCGGUUUACACUUGCAAUUUGUUGCUGCGAUAUUCUUCUUCUGAUGGAUGCGAACGAGUGGAUGAGUUAUAAAAGUUAAGAUGAGGGACACAUACUCAGAACAUUCAUUACUCAUCUACUCGUUCACAUGCACCAGAAUAGGAAAAUCGUAAGAUUUCAACUUUCUCAAGACCAGUUCUGAAGAUCAUUGGGGAUGGGGGCAGAGCACCCUUUGUCCCCUGCUUACAUCACUGACCAACUAAUUUAUUGAUACCUAACCAAGAAUGUAUGUUGCAACUGCAAGGGAUGCAAUUAUGUAGGCUCUUUGGCAUGCAGGAGUCGAACCUGAUGCUCUGUGAUUCCGGUGCAGCGCUCUAACCUAUUGAGCUACAGAGUCCAGUAGCUUAUUGGUCCUCUAUAGAAGACAGUUUGGAACUGAUAAAGUUAUCCACUCACAAAUGAAGUUAUUUGAGUUCAGGUAACAUAAGACCAACAUCAAGAGAUGUCCCCUACUGGACCCCUGGAAAAUGUGUAAAACUAGUGUAAAACUAACACAUGUAUUUGAAUAAACAUGUUUUGUGUUAAAACUACUUUUGUUUUAUUUUAUUUCAGUACGUAUAACAGUUUACUCAGUGAUGGUUUCUGGCAUUCAAUCUGUCUUACGUGGUCAAAUGUGGACGGCAACCUCACAGUCUAUAAAGACAACGUAAUGACAGACCAAGCAUCUGGUGUGGCUACUGGAAAAAACAUCUUUGGAGGGGGGCGGUGGGUGCUGGGUCAAGACCAAGAUAGUGUCGGAGGUGGGUUUGCAAUCAAAGAUGCUUUCCAGGGGGAGCUGGCUGAAGUGAAUGUGUGGGGGCGUGUUCUUACAAAACAAGAGAUUGCCUGGUUUUCGACAGACUGUCAACGCCGAAUGAAUGGCGAUGUAAAGAGCUGGCCGGAGUUCAGAACUGGACUGCGACGUGAAGUUCGAGCGGUCGAUGAGCCAAGUUGUACAAAAUGUAAGUUUGAAGUGAGCUAAAUGUAUAAUUGUUGCAAAGAAAUAAAAGACAUAUUUCGAACUUGUGUCAGGGGAGGGG